Messenger RNA from Sus scrofa (pig), 1484 nucleotides. Lineage: Eukaryota; Metazoa; Chordata; Mammalia; Artiodactyla; Suidae. The record is from RefSeq and is a predicted model, not a curated record.
GAUUGUAGUUCCCGGCUCGCCGCCACCGGUGGCGGCACCGCGCGCGGCCCCGCUCUCGGUGCUCUGGGUGGAUAGAGCGGCCUUGCUGUUGCCAUGGUUUCGCAGGUCAGCCGGGCAAGGGAGGCCACCCAGCUAGGCGCCCGCUAGUUUCGGAGCCACGCGGAGCGGCACAGCGGAAGGAACCCUCGCGGUGUGUCCGGGGAGCCCGGGGCUGAGCGCAAGGGAGCCUGGAACUGCGGAGGCGGCGGGAGCGGGCCAAGCGUUUUCCUCCCGACCGCUGAGUGUAGCUCCUCUCCCAAACCCACUCCCACGCUCUGUGAGUAAAGGGUCGUUAUCGUCCCCAUUUUAGGAAUUGGCCAACAGGCUUGAAGUGAAGUGCCUUGCUCGAGGUCGCCCCUCUAGGAAGUGGCCGAACCGGUACUCGAGCCCAAACGCGCCUCUUUGCGGUCGCUGUGCUGCCUCGGACCCUUGCUUGGCCGUCUACUCCUGGAAAAGCCCGGGUAGGAUUGUUAGAGUCUUCUGGCCCAGCUCUUAGCCUCUCGUCAGUGGUGUAGGUAACUUUCCACACUUAAUGCCGCCCCGCUCAGCCCUGUCGGAUCCUGAGUGAGAUCUUAAGGAAAGAAAAGAAAGUUCCAUCACCUUGCACUCAGCGUCUGAAAAUGGGGAAUAGAUAAAACAAAGUUACAGGAAUACGGUAUCAGGACAUUCUGAAAGCAAAGGAAAAUACGUUCAAUGUGCCAGCAGCCAGUGGUGUGGAAGAAUGGCGGUGAGCCACUCAGUGAAAGAGCGGACCAUCUCAGAGAACAGCCUGAUCAUCCUGCUGCAGGGCCUCCAGGGCCAGGUCACCACCGUGGACCUGCGGGAUGAGAGUGUGGCCCGCGGACGCAUAGACAACGUUGAUGCCUUCAUGAACAUCCGCCUGGCCCAGGUCACCUAUACGGACCGUUGGGGGCAUCAGGUUGAGCUGGAUGACCUCUUUGUGAUGGGCCGGAAUGUCCGUUACGUCCACAUCCCUGAUGACGUGAACAUCACCGCGACCAUCGAGCGGCAGCUGCAGGUCAUCCAUCGGGUGCGCAACUUUGGUGGCAUGGGGCGCCGGGAAUUUCCCUCCAAAAACUCUAAGUGAGCCUGUUCCCUCGGCCAGCCCUGGUCCCCGCCCCUGCCUGGUCCAGAGUUCUACUGAGCCAAAGCCUGUUCUCCCUCCCCGCCCAGAACCUGGGAAGGGAGCCGGGCCAGUCCAGAAACUGGUGUCUGACAGACAUCCCCUGUCACCACUGCAUUUUGCAGGGUCUCACCUCUCAGACUCACCCUGGGACCCAGAAUUCUAGUUAUCUGUUGUGGCCUUGGAGUAGGUGACAAGCCCCCCAUGGGAUCAUUAUUUAUCUGAAUCUCUGAUUUACUGACUUAGGGAAUCUGUCAUAUAGUUUUCACGCCUCUCCCAGUAAGGAUUAUUAAACGUGCUCGUGCUGAGCCUCUCCUGAGCA